This is a messenger RNA of Bradysia coprophila, 1738 nucleotides long. RefSeq names its product membrane-bound alkaline phosphatase-like. The record is from RefSeq and is a predicted model, not a curated record. Gene Ontology annotation, molecular function: alkaline phosphatase activity. Gene Ontology annotation, biological process: dephosphorylation. Lineage: Eukaryota; Metazoa; Arthropoda; Insecta; Diptera; Sciaridae.
UUGAAACUUUCAUUCUGUGAUAAGUAUUUCGCGAGAAGUUUUCUUUUAAUUUAAAAAUUAGUUUUUAUAUCACACAUUUUAACCUAUUAACAAUGAAGUUCACGUCGCUAGUUGUCGUAGUAAUCCUAACAGUUAAGUGCCAAUGUAUCCCAUUGGAAACCAAAAUUGAUUCGGUUCGAACAAACAUUAAGCACGAAUCAAAACAUCCCGAAUUUCGAAGCAUUCCGCACGUUAAACUCAAUCGGCCUGAGGAGCUCGACUCCGAUUUUUGGUUUAACAACGCAAAAGAUUUCGUCGCAACAAAACUGAAUCAACCGACGCGUCUUGGGACUGCAAAAAAUAUAAUUUUAUUCAUCGGCGAUGGCAUGUCGUUGGCAACUCAGGCAGCAGCUCGAAUGUACAAGGGUGGCGAAGAAGAAAGUCUAUCUUUCGAAGAGUUUUCAUAUGCGGGCUUAGUGAAGACAUACUGUCUUGACUACCAAGUAGCUGACUCAGCAUGCACAGCCACUGCAUACUUAUCUGGAGUGAAGAACAAUUACGGCACCAUUGGAAUCAGUGGAAAAGUGCCACGAUAUGACUGUGUGGGACAGAUGGAUGAAACGAAUCACAUAAAGUCGAUUGCUAAAUGGGCAAUGGAUGCUGGAAAAUCGGCUGGCCUUGUGACGACUACACGAGUCACACAUGCCUCUCCUGCUGGUGUGUAUGCUAGCAUUGCCGAUCGAGACUGGGAGCACAAUGCUGCUGUUCAGCGAAAUGGAUGCGAUGACACACUAAUUGAUGAUAUUGCUGAGCAAUUAGUUCAUGGUGAUGUUGGCAGUAAAUUGAAAGUGGUGCUAGGCUGUGGCAUCCGGGAAUUCUUAGAUAAUACGAUGGUUGACGAAGAGGGUUUCAAGGGUUCAAGAUCUGACGAAAAGAAUCUUAUUAAUGAAUGGCUGAAUGCUGCCGAUGAAGGUGAAAACAAGCGAUUUGUCUGGAACAAGACGGAACUUGUCAACAUCAAUGCUGAGGAUACGGACUAUCUACUGGGAUUGUUCGAUCAAAGUGACUGUAGGUACAACUUGGACAUUAUAAAUGAAAAUAUUGGACACAAGGAACCAACACUAACCGAGAUGCUUGACAAAGCUAUUGAUAUUUUGAGCAAAAAUGAAAAUGGAUUUUUCCUCUUUGUUGAAGGCGGAAGAAUUGACCAUGCACACCAUUCAACCCAACCUCAAAUUGCUAUGGAAGAGACUCUCGAGUUCGAUAGAGCAGUUGCAUUGGCAAGAAGUAAACUAAGCGAAGAAGACACACUAAUUGUAGUCAGCGCAGAUCACUCACACACAAUGACAUACGCUGGCUAUGGUGACCGUGGUGCAAACAUUUUCGGUUUCGGUGGUGCAGCUGGAGACGAUAUGCCAUACAUGAUACUCAGCUAUGCGAAUGGUCCAGGAUAUACCCAUCAUACGACUGCCGAAGGUAGAUUUAAUUUGACUACAAUGGGUACUACCGGCUACAAUUUCAUGCAUCCAGCAACGUUGCCAAUGAGCUCAGAAACUCAUGCUGGAGAUGAUGUUGGCGUUUUCGCUAGUGGACCAUGGGCAAAACUUUUCACUGGCGUUCUGGAGCAAAAUGUGAUUCCGCAUUUUAUGGCAUAUGCUGCUUGCAUCGGCAACGGAUUGACGGCAUGUGAUUAGUCAAAGAAACGCAUAGAAUAUACCUCAGAUGCCAGAGUUGUGUCUUUUAAAUAUUAUUUUAAAUG